Messenger RNA from Lobosporangium transversale, 3243 nucleotides. RefSeq names its product glycoside hydrolase superfamily. The transcript is spliced from 3 exons. Gene Ontology annotation, molecular function: steryl-beta-glucosidase activity. The record is from RefSeq and is a predicted model, not a curated record. NCBI's taxonomy places the organism in Eukaryota, Fungi, Mortierellomycota, Mortierellomycetes, Mortierellales, Mortierellaceae. Bases 292 to 3159 code for a protein of 955 amino acids. Gene Ontology annotation, biological process: ergosteryl 3-beta-D-glucoside catabolic process.
UUUUUUUUUUGCUCAUUCAUUUCCUUUCUUUUUUUCUUCCUUUCUUUCCUCCUCUAUACUUCUCUUCAGCCAAACACUAAACACAAAAGUCUUGCUUCUCAUUUCAACUCUUGCAUUUAUUCAUUGUCUUUAAAAACUUGCUUGCUGCGCUUGUCAUCCCCACACAUAUCCUCUGGCCCAAUUUCAUCUUUGGCCUUUGUCGGCAGUUAUCCUGCUUCUUCUUCGUUGCAAUCACCGCUAUCAUCAAUCUUAGUAGGAAGCACUGUUUCUCAGCGCACUAAAGGUUCUAUCAUGACAAAUAAUACUCUUCCUCUUUCACAGUCUUCGACAACGUUGACAGAUGAUGCUCAAAGCCGCAAUCAACACCUUCAUACCCUUGCUGAUUCAGCUUCCAAUGCCUCAUUGGACACAUCAACUACAGCCUCGCCUACUCCCACACAAAAACCAUUUACCAAUGACAAUCUUCAGUCUCCAGAGAUCGGGAAGUCGCAACAAAGCAUGUUCUCUUCAGAAGGACAUCAUCCCACCUCGACUGAUCCACUCUUCCUGCGUGGUCCAUGGUUUAAGGAUCACACCGGUCGCACCGUGACCCUUCGUGGUGUUAAUCUGUCAGGUGCAUCCAAGAUGCCUAUAGGAGGUUCUUCGCACGAGCUGGAAGGGUUUCUUGAUUCAAAUGGAACAAAAGUUUCAUUCGUCGGUCGGCCUUUUCCUCUUGAAGAUGCAGAUGAGCACUUGGGCCGACUCAAGCACUGGGGGUUCAAUCUUUUACGAUUUAUUGUUACUUGGGAGGCGAUCGAGCAUGCUGGACCUGGCAAAUAUGAUUACGACUACUUUGAGUAUUUAGUUAAAGUGCUCCGCAAAUGCAAACAGUAUGGCUUCAAGUGCUUUAUUGAUCCCCAUCAAGAUGUGUGGUCUCGUUUUUCUGGAGGAUCCGGGGCACCUUUGUGGACAUUAUACCUAGCUGGACUUGAUCCCAGCUGCUUUAGCCAAACGAAUGCGGCCCUUGUCCAGAACUUUUAUGAAGAUCCUGUAAAUUUCCCCAAAAUGGUCUGGGCAACAAAUUAUAACAAGUUGGCCGCCGCGACCAUGUUUACACUCUUCUUUGGAGGCUCAACUUUUGCACCAGACUGCAUUAUCGAUCAGAUGAAUAUACAGGAUUACCUUCAAACACACUACAUCAAGAGCUAUAUGGCUCUAGCAGAAUACAUCACAUCUCAGCAUGGAAUCGAGGACGAUGUGGUGAUUGGAUACGAUACCUUGAAUGAACCUUCUGCUGGAUGGAUUGGGAUAGAAGAUGUCACAAAGUUUCCGCAUCAUCAAGAGCUCAAAAAGGAUGCCACACCAACUCCAAUACAGGCCAUGAUGUUAGGACAAGGACUUAAGCAGACAGUUGAGUUUUGGGCUGUUACAUUUUUUGGUCCAAAAAAGAAGGGAACCAAAACGAUUGACCCCAAAGGAGUAACUGCUUGGCUUAAUAAAGAGAAACGUGAUGAAAAAGAUAGAGCCUUUGGGUGGAAGCGCUCGCCUAACUAUCCAAAGGCAGGCGAGUGUAUCUGGGCACACCAUGGUGUCUGGGAUAGGUCGACACAGCAGGUGCUUGAUACUGAAUACUUUAGUAAAGACCCAGAGACGGGAGAAAAAUAUAAUUUCGAUGCGAGGUCCUUCUUGCCAUUCUGUCGACGAUACGCUCAAGCAAUUCGGACGAUCCAUAAGGCAGCCAUCAUCUUUUUGGAACCUCCUGUCAACGAGAUCCCACCUUCGCUUCCGCCACCACAUGAUGAGGAUGUUGCGCAUUUUGACAUUACAUCCCGUAUUGUAUAUGCUCCACAUUGGUAUGAUGGGUUGACUCUUUUGAACAAGAAGUGGAACUUUUUUAAUAUCGACUAUUUGGGUGUGAAACGCGGUCGGUAUCCGAAUUAUGCAUCCGCAAUCAAGAUUGGGGAGAAGGCUAUCAAGGAGUGUUUCCGACAUCAGCUUGCCUGUAUCAAGGAGGAGGGUCAGUUAGCGAUUGGGCCACAUCCGACACUGAUUGGAGAGAUUGGGAUCCCAUAUGAUAUGAAUGACGGCAGAUCAUACAAACCCAACGGCAAUUAUAAGGAUCAGAUCAAGGCAAUGGAUGCCAAUAUGUAUGCGUUGGAAUCCAAUCACCUCAAUUUCACUCUCUGGAACUACUGCCCUGAUAAUAGUCACAAGUGGGGGGAUCAAUGGAAUGGUGAAGACCUGUCUCUCUGGAGCAAAAACGACGUUAACAAGGACCCUCGCCGAUUGUCCAAGAAGGGUAGUAAAAGAAGUCUUGCUAGCGAAUCUUUCAGUCUUCAUGAUGUUGGAUCAGAGAAUUAUAUCGAAGCCCAGGACACUCCUUCGCUUACAAGGCGCCCAUCGCUCGAUGCUGCUGCAGCUGUUACAGGUGUGGGUAAUGAUGUCAAGUCAGUGCCCACCCAUCCGAGGGUAGCAAAAUUGUCAUCAGCUCCUGCCUCUUCAGCAAGCUCCUCUAAAUCAACCUCCUCAAGUACGUCCUCCAACCAGCCCCUGUUAGAUGGCUCAAGCGAUGUCUACAAGAGUGACACCAAGGUUGGCAGUGUCAACAGCUCUUUGAGCUUCGACCACGUGUCACCUGAUAUGGGUGGACGUGCUGUGGCGGCGUUCUGCCGACCCUUUGCUCAAAAAGUGGCCGGUAUUCCUUUGGAACUGUCAUUUUCACUAAGUACAGUAACAUUUAAGUUCUCAUUCAAGCCGAUGCGUCAUGCAGAGACUGAGAGCGCGCUGUCCAAUCCUUUAAAUUCACCCAAGCCUGGAAAGAUUCAUGAACCCACAGAGAUUUAUCUCCCUCGUAUCCAUUUUCCAUGUGCUGAUGAGUAUUUGAAUUCGUUGAGAGACGAUGCAAGGUCGGUGGUAUUGGACAGAAAAGAUGCUGCUUGCUCAGUAACUGUCUCUGGUGGGCGCUGGAAAUGGAACGAUGGAGAGCAGAUAUUGCUUUGGUGGAUGGAUGACGACGACAAAGACGAUGGUAGCAAAGAUAUCAAACCCCAUGAACCAAGUAAGGAUGAUGGUAUUUACGAAAUCACAGUAGUUGGUAAGAAAUGGGCUGGAAAUUCCUUGGAUAGGCCGAGGAACGGCGGUUUCUGGAACUCGCUCAGCCAAUGCUGUAGAAUCUCUUAGAGUAUAUGUCUAGCGCACUGAUUUCCUUUUUAGUAACGGGAAAAAAAAGCAAUGAAGAAAAAAAAAACGCAACUAGUUCUUCGG